UUUACUAAGGCGAAGGAGUAAAGCGUGUUACUAUUUGCCCCAGAUGGUGGUGUAGCCUGCCAUGUCGCGACGCAAGCAGUCCAAACCGCAGCACAUCAACUCGGAAGAACCCAGUUCCACUGAAAAUGGGGUUCUACAAGAUGCCCACACAGAGGAAGGGAAUGAAAUCAAAAGGUGCCGAAUGGAAGAAACGAGAGUCUGUGAAAAAUGCUGUGCCGAGUUCUUUGAUGAAAUGGAGUUUCUUGAACAUCAGAGAAACUGCACUAAGAGUCAACAGGUUGUCAUUAUGAAGGAUGGGGAGGGAGGUGAAAUACCACUCGAGUUCUCACAACGCUCCCCUGAAUUCCAAAGCGAUCACAGUGAUGGCUGUUCUAGCAGUAAUUCUCAUUCGAAGCACAGCAUUGAGUCAACAGACACUACUGAAGAUGCAUUGCAUUUAAAUGGAGACGGUGAUUCAAAACAGUCCCAGGAGGACAUGUCCAACAGUCUUGACAUUGGUUACAUAGGGUCUUCCAAAUUGCAAGACUCUAAUGUUACCUUAGAAGCCAUGCCUGCCACCAGAGUAGCUGUAACACAGCAUUCAAGUUCAUCUACUCAGAAGUCACCCUCUCUCACUUCUCAAGAAGUCUUACAUGUAAUACCCAUGAUCCUUGAGCAGCUGGUUAGUCUUCAGCAACAACAAUUGCAGCAGAUUCAACUGACUGAACAGAUUCGAAUUCAAGUGGCCAUGAUGACACCCCAGAGUGUCCAGUCUGCAAUGGGAGCUACAGUGGAUCCUCUGAAGGCACUUGGUGCACACCUUUCCCAGCAACUUUCAGCUGCUGCUGCUUUAAUAGGAAAACGUACAGGCACACAGAGUUUAUCUUUAGAAGCUCUCAAACAAGGCAAAUUACCCCAGUCCAGCAGCGUUACCACAUCACUUGCUGGAAAUGUUGGUCCCAUAACCUUAAAGACCGAUACAAUCAAAGGGCUGCCAGAUCUAGCAAACAGGCUUCCAGCUUUACUUCCACAAUCGCCAGCAGUUCUGGCAUUCCAAAGCCCAUUUACUAACCUUACAGCAAACAUGGAUCCUGCCAAAAAGGGCAAAAACAAGAUGCAUGUCAAUGCAGAGUUAAAGAAUGGAGGCGGUGAGCAGAUGUACAAGCAUAAAUGCAAGUUCUGUGGAAAGACAUUUGGGAAUGACAGCGCUUUGCAGAUUCAUUUGCGUUCACACACUGGCGAAAGACCGUUUAAGUGUAAUAUUUGUGGAAAUCGUUUUACAACUAAAGGAAACCUUAAAGUGCAUUUCCAGAGACACAAAGACAAGUACCCACACAUUAAGAUGAAUCCGCAUCCUGUACCUGAGCACCUAGACAACAUUCCUACAAACAAUGGCAUUCCCUAUGGCAUGUCUGUGCCCCUUGAGGAAUCAAAUAUUGUAGAAAACAAACCAGCGAUCGGGGUCCCAUCCACGGGUACCUCAUCAGUGCUCCAGGGAUUCAAACCUUCUUUUGAUGUUCCAGUUACUGGGGACCUCUGCACACAAAGACCCUCCUCAUCUGGCAGUGACGGUGCAUCCAUUUCAUCAGGCAUGUUCAGUAGUGAAGUAGGAUUGGAGCAGAGCAAAGAUGCUUCGGAAACACUUGGUAGCCUGCAUCAAAUUAAUGGAAACAGUGUCCUAGGUGAGAGUGGGUCAGGCACGGCCAAGCUUCAGCAAAUGGUGGAUGGCCUGGAGAAGAGGACCAAUGACCCCAAUGAAUGCCUAAUCUGCCACAGAGUCCUGAGUUGUCAAAGUUCUCUUAAGAUGCAUUACCGUACCCACACGGGUGAGCGACCAUAUAAGUGUAAAAUAUGUGGCAGGGCCUUUUCUACUAAGGGCAACCUUAAGGCCCAUUAUGGUGUCCACAGGGCAAACACUGCUCUCAAAAUGCAACAUUCCUGCCCAAUUUGCCAAAAAAAGUUUACCAAUGCUGUUGUGCUACAGCAGCACAUUCGAAUGCAUAUGGGUGGCCAAAUUCCCAACACUCCAUUGCCUGAAAGCCAAUAUGAGGGCACUGAAAUGAUGGACUCCAGUUUGACAGAGAAGAACAUUGAUGCAAGUGGGCUUGAGGAAAGCAUGGAAGAACAAGAUGCAGAUUUUGACAAUCGGGAGAAUCCAAACAACUCUGAGCCCAUUCCUACUUAUGCUGCCAAAGCAGAUCAGCCAUUCAAUGGCUCCCCUGCCAUGUUUACCGGAAUUACUGCCCUAGAAAACCAUAUGAAAAGCCUCACAUCAGCUCUGAACCUGCAGCGACAGAGCAGCACUGCAUCCGAGAGUGAUGGUGGGCUCAAAGAGUCACUGUCCACAGCAGGAGAGCUGGAGUACAAGAAUGGACGUAGUCCAGUUGUGUCAGAUUCUGCGUCAUUUCACUCUUCGUCCCCAGUAUCUGGACAGAUGGAGAAUGGACAGGCAAAAUCCCCAGAUUCUGUACACCCAGAUGAUUUGACUGGAGGGACUGCCAGACACGAGUCUGAUGGAAGUCCAGAUUUCAGUGAAACAAAUGGAGCCCUGGAUUUGACUUCCAGUUUCAGUACAAAGGCAAUCAAAGAAGAACCUGGUCUGUCUUUUUCCAAUGGCGAAUAUUCUGCUGGUCCUAUGCCAUUCAUGAGAGUACCUCCAAGCCUGGUUAAGAUGGAAAUGCCAAUUCCUUCUGAGAAUCCGAUCAGUGCCAAUAAUCAGCAUGGAUCACAGUCAUCCCAGACAGCAGGCACUCCGCCGCCUGGCUCUAGUGCCCCUCGUCGCUCUGCCAAGCAGCAUCUGUGUAACGUGUGUGGCAAGAACUUCUCCUCGGCCAGUGCGUUGCAGAUCCAUGAACGUACACACACCGGAGAGAAACCGUUCGCGUGUACCAUAUGUGGUAGAGCUUUUACAACAAAAGGAAACCUCAAGGUCCAUGUUGGAACACACAUGUGGAAUAAUUCAGCAAGGCGUGGUCAGCGUUUGUCUUUGGAGAACCCUAUGGCAUUGAUGGCCAUGGGUGCUGAGUCUAAGAUGAUCCCAGACAUGUUGCAGCCCCCAAAAGAUUUGAUCUCCUCACCAAUGAACUUUGACCCAUCAGUGUGGAAUCAGUAUGCUGCUGCUUUCUCGAAUGGACUGGCCAUGAAGGCCAAUGAAAUUUCAGUCAUCCAAAAUGGAGGAAUACCACUGCCUGGGAGCCUUGCUGGAGGGCCGUUGGUCGGCUCCACUGGAGGUUUGAUGAAGAUGGACUCCCAUUCAGGCAUUCCGGGUACGGUUGCUGAAAUGGAAAAAAAUGGUUCUGAAAGUGUAGUAAAAUCCCAGUUUCCACAUUUUAUGGAGGAGGGCAAAGUGAAUUAAGACCACACUAAGGUUUCCUGAGUGUAUUGAAUGACUGCUCCUCUACCAACAUUUCAGUGGGCACAAUCAAAUUUGCCUUUUUUUGUUUUUGCAUUUGCGAAGUCAUAAUGUCCUAAUAUGAGCAACACUCCUUCAUUUAAAAACUUCUUCUGAAACAUUAAAAUUGAUGUAACUAC
Messenger RNA from Clarias gariepinus (North African catfish), 3510 nucleotides. RefSeq names its product spalt-like transcription factor 4 (gene sall4). Bases 62 to 3334 code for a protein of 1090 amino acids. The record is from RefSeq and is a predicted model, not a curated record. Gene Ontology annotation, molecular function: RNA polymerase II cis-regulatory region sequence-specific DNA binding; DNA-binding transcription factor activity, RNA polymerase II-specific. NCBI's taxonomy places the organism in Eukaryota, Metazoa, Chordata, Actinopteri, Siluriformes, Clariidae. Gene Ontology annotation, biological process: regulation of transcription by RNA polymerase II. The transcript has 4 exons. Gene Ontology annotation, cellular component: nucleus.